AUGCAAACUCAGUACAUUGCCCUAGCCUGGUUUCUCAUCCUGGUCACAGUUGGCGUAAUCGUGGUUCUUAGCAUUGCCAUUGUGGUCAAACGGCGAGUUGCUCGCCGUAAAAGUCGAAUUGAUCGUGGAGUUUACACACCGUAUGGAUAUGGACUAUCAAAAAUUUGGAAAGAGCGCGUUGAACGGCACCUUAACGGAACGGUGCGCGUGCGCACAGAACCUCGCGUUUUCGCUAUUUGCCCUGGUAUGGAAGCCCCUCCCAUACGUGGAAUACAUGCCUUUUUGAUGACAGCUCGUGAUGAUGCUAUGAACCCACCAGCUCCACGGGAACGUAUUGAAGAAUACUGUCGCUUAUAUCUGUGGGCUCGCCAUGAUUUGGACCCCUUUGGUGAGGCUGAGUACAAAAAAUUGUGUGAGGUUCAAAGUCACCUGAUGGCCCACGUUGCUCGUGCUGCUGCGCUGCAUGACUCCGGUGCCUCCAACACUCCAAGCACAACGUGUUUGCGUAGAAACUCUGCGAAACAUUUUAGUAUGGGUCGUCUGCACCAUAACCUAAAAGCUCAUGCCGGAAAAUCAUCUGACGUUCUAUGCACCCAUUCACGCUCUUCGACCAAGUCAGACCUCACUCGUAUGGAUCGAACACACUCCUCUUUGAAAUCCCCAGCGAAUAUUUCAUUGAAGAGGCUAUCUCAUGGUCACCGAAAAGGACAUGAACUGCUUGUGUCUCUUGGUGAACCCCCAACCGAACCUGCUGUCACAGUGAGCACGAAGUCGGCCCAGGCAGUUUAUUCUAAGCCACUGGUUCGAUCUGAUACCGAUGGUAUCCCAUCGGUCAAUGUUAACUCCGCCAACACCGCUGGCCAAAGCCGUCGGGGCAGUUGUCAAAGUGAUGGAUCCCAAACUGCUUUGAUCGAUUUGGAGCCGUCUAUAGUUAAUCCGAAAAGCUCCACACAGGCAGCAAGAAAUCCGCGUUCCAACGAUGCUUUUGAAGUCGUGGAGAAAAAAUCGAUACUUGGUGUCCCUCUGGAAACACUGACCGGUUCUGGCGGUGGUCUUCCCGGUCGCGGGGCCAACUGUUGAUCUCAGACUUCCAUCUUCUUACUCGCCUGACUUAUUUUUGUUUGUUUUUAUAAUUUUGUGAAUUCUACGUUGGCUUCCAUAUUUAAUUUCUGUACAUAAACUGUUCCGCUUCCUUUGCCUAACAUGUUGUUUUGCACUUUGGGUUCGAUUUACUUUACUUCAAUA
Messenger RNA from Opisthorchis viverrini, 1245 nucleotides. RefSeq lists its product as hypothetical. The record is from RefSeq and is a predicted model, not a curated record. Lineage: Eukaryota; Metazoa; Platyhelminthes; Trematoda; Opisthorchiida; Opisthorchiidae. The transcript has 6 exons. The coding region runs from base 1 to 1080 and encodes 359 amino acids.